AAACCUUCACCCGUCGUCUUUACACGGCUUGUGACAUAUGAGAUGAGGAGAUUGUAGAUUUCUUUAUCUUGCAUAUGCAUAAUCGACUGUUUGCAAAAAGGUGUAAGAUGCUCAGCAAAUCAACUCACUGUUCUGGUACCAAUUUGUUUGCAUUGUCGGCAGGGCUGCUUCCACUUCCACCGCCGCGCUUCUCCAAAAUUUCUCCCUCUGCUCCGAUAUUUCCCUCUCAUCUUCAUUCAAUUACUCGACACCCUCCCACUAUACCGAGGCAAACUCCCUUUCCUUUACUCCGAAAUAGUCUACACAAUACCUCAAAGUCUCGACUACGCGCUCACACCUAUCCUGCCCGUUUUGGACUUACUUUGACCUCAUCCAGAACCCCUCGUGGUGGGGCAACACCUUCUCCCAGAUUCGUCUUACCCUCCUGCCCUCCCCGUCGUCUAUUCAGCACCACUUCACCGAUGGGGGCGACUAAGAUUGAUGGCAAGGCCAUCGCUCAAAAGAUCAGAGAGCGUCUGGCCGCCGAGAUUGCAGAGAAGCAAAAGUCCAACCCUCGAUACUCGCCAUGCCUAAAGAUCAUCCAAGUCGGCGAUCGUCCAGACUCGACUACCUAUGUACGAAUGAAACUGAAGGCAGCCGAAGAGGCUGGAAUUGACUGCGCUCUGAUCCACCUGCCCUCCUCGAUCUCCGAGCCUGAACUCUUGCAGCAAAUCACGGAUUUCAACAACGACCCCGCUGUUCAUGGCAUUCUCGUCCAGCUCCCAAUACCAAAACAUCUCUCCGAACAUACAAUCACAUCUGCUGUCUCGGACGAGAAGGACGUGGAUGGCUUCGGUGCCACCAACAUUGGCGAGCUCGCCAAGAGGGGUGGGAAACCAUUUUUCGUUCCAUGCACCCCCAAGGGUAUUAUGGUCCUGCUACAAGAAAGUGGUGUGGAGCUUAAAGGCAAGAAUGCUGUCGUCCUUGGCCGAAGUGACAUCGUGGGAAGCCCUGUCAGCUUUCUCCUCAGAAAUGCAGAUGCCACUGUCACUGUUUGUCAUUCCAAGACAGAAAAUCUGAAGGACGUUGUUAAGCAAGCCGAUAUCCUUGUCGCUGCGAUUGGCCAACCCACCUUUGUCAAAGGCGAUUGGCUUAAGCCUGGCGUUGUGGUGAUUGAUGUUGGAACGAACUAUAUUCCUGAUUCAUCCAAAGCCUCAGGCCAGCGUCUGGUGGGUGAUGUUGAUUUCGAUGCCGCUGUCCAGGUUGCUUCUCAAAUCACUCCAGUACCAGGCGGUGUUGGUCCGAUGACUGUGGCAAUGCUUAUGCAGAACGUCGUUGACUCAGCCUCGUCAUACUUUGAGAGACUGAAGGCCAGACAUAUCACACCUUUACCUCUCAAGCUGAAGUCCCCAGUCCCAUCCGAUAUCGCUAUCUCUCGUGCACAACAUCCCAGACCAAUCACUCAGAUUGCUCAUGAUGUUGGCAUUGCCCCUCAUGAGUUGGAGCCUUAUGGGGCGUACAAGGCUAAGGUUGACCUCUCCCUUCUAUCGAGACUCGAACACCGAAAGAACGGCAAGUAUAUCUUGGUCAGCGGUAUCACACCCACGCCUUUGGGCGAAGGUAAAUCGACCACAACAAUGGGCCUGACUCAAGCAUUGGGUGCACAUCUUGGCCGACUGACCUUUGCAAAUGUCCGACAGCCCAGCAUGGGUCCUACUUUUGGUAUCAAGGGUGGCGCUGCUGGCGGUGGCUACAGUCAGGUUAUUCCUAUGGAUGAAUUCAACCUUCAUCUUACGGGUGACAUUCAUGCCGUUACCGCUGCCAACAAUCUUCUUGCCGCCGCCAUUGAAACUCGCAUGUUCCAUGAGUCGACCCAAAAAGACGGACCUCUGUACAAACGUCUAGUCCCCACCAAGAAGGGAAAGCGCGAAUUUGCGCCUAUCAUGUUCCGAAGAUUGAAGAAGCUUGGAAUCAACAAGACCGACCCCAACGAUCUUACAGAAGAAGAAAUCCGACGAUUUGCACGGCUUGAUAUCGACCCUGAGACAAUCACAUGGAGACGUGUCCUCGACGUGAAUGACCGACAUCUCCGAGGUAUCACGGUUGGACAAGCCCCUACCGAGAAGGGCCACACGAGAGAGACAGGGUUCGAUAUUUCGGUUGCUAGUGAAUGCAUGGCCAUCCUAGCUCUGAGCAACGACCUGAAAGAUCUUCGUGAACGUCUGGGUCGAAUUGUGAUUGGUUCGUCCAGAUCAGGGGACCCUGUCACUUGUGACGACCUUGGUGUCGGUGGUGCUCUUACCGCGCUUAUGAAGGACGGAAUCAAGCCCAAUUUGAUGCAAAGUCUGGAAGGUACUCCCGUUUUCGUGCAUGCAGGCCCCUUUGCGAACAUCAGCAUUGGCAACAGCUCCGUGCUGGCUGAUAAGCUGGCUCUGAAGCUCGCUGGUACUGAAGUCGACGAAGACAACGACGCCAAGGCUGGCUUUGUGGUCACUGAAGCCGGCUUUGACUUUACUAUGGGCGGUGAACGUUUCUUCAACAUCAAGUGCCGAUCAUCAGGUCUCGUGCCAGAUGUCGUGGUCGUGGUGGCCACCAUUCGUGCUCUGAAGGUCCAUGGUGGCGGCCCUGAAAUCUCAGCUGGUGCUCCAUUGCCCGAAGCCUACAGGACCGAAAAUACAGAGAUGCUUCGUGCUGGUUGCGUGAACCUCAAGAAGCAUAUUGCCAAUGCCAAAUCAUAUGGUGUCCCGGUUGUGGUGGCCAUCAACAAGUUCGAUACCGACACAGAAGCAGAACUGAAAGUCAUUGAAGAGGAGGCUCUUGCUGCCGGUGCUGAAGCAGCUGUUCCUGCCAACCAUUGGGCUGAAGGUGGCGCAGGUGCCGUCGACCUGGCGAAUGCUGUGAUCAAAGCAUCAACGCAACCCAAGGACUUCAAACUGCUGUACGAUCUCAACGAUACAGUGCAAGCACGUAUUGAAAAGAUCGGAAAAGAGAUGUACGGCGCCGCCAACGUCGAAUUCAGUGAAUUGGCGCAAAAGAAGGUGGAUUUGUACACCAAGCAGGGCUUUGGAAACCUACCAAUCUGUAUUGCAAAGACUCAAUACUCUCUCAGCCACGACCCGGCGUUGAAGGGAGCACCGACCGGAUUCACCGUCCCAAUCCGAGACGUCAGACUUGCUGAUGGUGCAGGAUAUCUUUAUGCUCUCGCCGCUGAUAUCCAAACCAUUCCCGGUCUGCCAACCGCCCCUGGCUACUUCAACGUUGACGUUGACCCCGAGACUGGAGAAAUUGACGGACUUUUCUAGGCGAUGAAUCAAUCAUAUAUAGGAGCUAAGGUUUUUACGCGGUGCACACGAGAUCCACGGCCAUUUCUGUUUCUUCAACAAGUCUUCUCCCAAGAUACCCCAAGCUUCAACAUGGAUGGUGGAUGUAUAUAUGGAGGCGUGGAAUACAAACACAAACACAGACUCGUCUUUCAACAGCGAUGCUCAAAUGAUAUUGGCAUCAUCGGUGCACGGGGGUCUAUAGAUGAGCAUAUCAACAGCUCGAUACAUGCAUUAGUGGCAGAAUCUUGAUUAUUUUUCAGGUGUGAUCAAGGCAUUGUUCGCCUUUCUAAGCAUAACAAAAUGGAAUGAAACUCUUUCAAGUUAUAUGAA
Messenger RNA from Exophiala mesophila, 3632 nucleotides. RefSeq lists its product as uncharacterized. Bases 75 to 3281 code for a protein of 1068 amino acids. The record is from RefSeq and is a predicted model, not a curated record. Gene Ontology annotation, biological process: tetrahydrofolate interconversion. The transcript has a single exon. Gene Ontology annotation, cellular component: cytosol. NCBI's taxonomy places the organism in Eukaryota, Fungi, Ascomycota, Eurotiomycetes, Chaetothyriales, Herpotrichiellaceae. Gene Ontology annotation, molecular function: formate-tetrahydrofolate ligase activity; methylenetetrahydrofolate dehydrogenase (NADP+) activity; methenyltetrahydrofolate cyclohydrolase activity.